Messenger RNA from Adineta ricciae, 990 nucleotides. NCBI's taxonomy places the organism in Eukaryota, Metazoa, Rotifera, Eurotatoria, Adinetida, Adinetidae. The record is from the annotation of a GenBank genome assembly.
AUGUCGAAUUCCCUUCUUGAACUGGCAGCUCAACUAACACGAAUAUUUGUUCCUAUCAUAAUUAUUAUCGGUGUGCUGAGUAAUUCGUUGAACAUUAUUCUUCUAACUCGGCCAGCUCUAAUCAACCACGCUUGUUCGCUUUAUUUUAUCGCAUUAGCAAUUACGAACACCUUCUAUUCAAGUCUAUUAUUAGCUGUUAAUCUUCUAGCUGAUGGUUAUAAUCUCGAUCCAACGCGGUACUCAUCUGUGUUCUGUAAAAUUCUCAGUUAUCUUUUAAAUUUUUGUCCAACUUUAUCAGUUUAUUUCAUUGUUUUUGCGUCGAUUGAUCGCUAUUUCGCGAGUUCCAUAAGCGCCCGAAGACGAAAUUUAAGUAACGUUCAUGUAGCACGAUGGUCAAUUGCAAUACUCAUCAUCAGUUUCGUCUUGUUUUUUACCGGGACUUUAAUUUCAUUCGAUAUUUCCUACAAUGGAGAGUAUCGUUGUACCAUCCAAUCCGACAUAUUUUUCAAUCAAAUUUUUCUCACGGUUCAUCUGGCUAUCUACGUCAUUAUCGCUCCGAUAUCAAUGAUACUGUUUGGCUUUUUGACAAUCUACAAUAUCAAACAGGUUCGCUUUCUCCCCGUUCGAAUUUCUCGAUAUCGACGCACUGAAGGUCAACUUUCGCGUAUGCUCUUUCUUCAAGUUGGCACACAUAUUGUUCUCACUCUGCCGUUCUGUGUCAUAUUCUCGAUGUUAAUUCUCCCAUUACCAAUACAACAGACGGAAAACUUUCAAUUCGCUUACAUUAUUUGUAAAAUUCCAUUCUAUUUCACCGUGACUACUUCGUUUUUCCUAUACGUACUUUCGGCUCGAGUUUAUCGAGAAGAACUCAUUCGACUAGUGGAGACAAUAUUCAAAUCUCGUUUUUAUAUUAGCCUAUUCGCGACUCGAGCUACUGUCGUCAUCACCGUUCCAUCAAAUGGACAUCGGUUUUCUUUCGAGACCUCGUGA